AUGCCUCGCAAUGCGUCCGACAGCAUGGACCUGGACAAUUUCAAGCACGCGCCGAAGAUCAAGAAGAAGCGGUGGAAGGGCGCGCCGCCGAAGCUGCGGUCGAUCCGCAGCCACGACCCCUACCAGCCCUACCUGCCCGAGGUGCCGGCGCUCGGCGGCAUGACGUCGCCGGCCACGGUGUUGUCCCGCGGCAAGACGCCGGACCUGCGGUCCGUGACCUUCGACGGCGCGACGGCGGGCCUGCGCGGCGGCGGGGCGCCCGCGGCGGCGCUCGAGCUGUUGAGCCGGUCCGAGCUCACGGCGUGGCACCUGAGCCUGCAGAACGAGACCCAGUCCUUCAACUCCCUGGCGAUCUACGGCGAGCUGCGGCUCCGCGAGGCGCUGCUCCUCGAGACGGACCCCGACGAGUUCUACAGCAACGCGCCGCACACCGUCGUCGCCGCGCUCGCGGGCGACCUCCUGCUGAAGCUGACGACCCUCUACCGGCGCUUCUCGUCCUUCACGCAGCUCCUGUCGGCGACGACGCUCCGCUGCGUCUUCAGCGACUACGAGCGCACGAUCCUGCCGGACAUGGAGGCGAACGGCGGGCGGACGACGGCCGCGGCGCUCAACGCCGCGACGCCGUGGUUCGAGGUCUGCGCGCAGCUCCGGAGCCGCCUCGAGUCCUACGCCGCCGCCUGCCGGCGGAACCAGAAGGUCGCCGCGCGCCUCUACGGCCGCUGGAACGACGCGACCCUCAAGCCCAUCGUCCACGCGUGGGCCGCGCACGUGCGCCACGAGCGCCGCGUCGCGCGCCUCAAGAUGAAGCUCUACUGCUGGGCCUGGCACUGCAUCGCCAUGAAGUCCGUGCGCUACAAGAAGGAGCAGGACGACAACUUUGCGCGCGCGCUGGGCGGGCCCGCGGGCGGCGCGGCCGCGCGGCACCCGGGCAUCCCCGAGGGCGACAAGGAGAAAGCGCUCCGGGAGCGGGGCGAGCGCGACGCCAAGGACCACGCGCUCGAGAACGUGCUCGACGACUUCGCCGUCGCCGAAUCGCUGCCCGAGGACCCCGCGGAGGCGCGCGAGGCGCUCGAGCUCCGCAUCCGGCUCGCGUUCGAGGCCGGCUACAAGCUCGGCAAGGACCAGGGCGGGCCGCGCUUCGUCACGGGCAAGGCGCCGCCGCCCAAGAAGGCGCCGCCGCCGCCGCCGCCGCCCGCCGCCGCGCCGCCCGCGGGCGGCGACGCGUCGAGCCUCCUCGCGGGCGCGCUCGUCGCGUCGUCGAAGACGCUCGACGCGUCGCCGCCGGGCAAGCGGCCGGACCUCGGCGACAGCGACCGCAGCGACUACGGCAGCGACGAGUACGACGACGACGCCACGGAGGACGACGCGAACCUCGCCUUCGCGGCCGCGCGGCCCGGGGCGGGACGCGCGCGCGACGCGCCCGACUUCAAAGGCUCGUCUCUCGGCCGUGCGCGGUCGGGCGGCGUCCGCGCGACGCUCGCGGAGAAGUUCGGCGGCGGCCGCGAGGGCCGGAGGCGCCACGGCAAGCAGCGGGCGGCGAUCCGCGCGGGGGACGGCGACGCGCUGGCGUCGAGCUCCGGGGACGACGACGACGAGGCCGACGGCGACGGCGACGACGGCGCCGACGGCGCCGACGGCGACGGCGCCGCGGGCGCGGACGGCGCCGCGGGCGCGGACGGCGACGCGGGCGCGGGCGGCGCCGCGAGGAGGAAGAAGGGGAAGAAGCGCAGGGAGAAGAAGCCGCGGGAGCGCGCGCGGCAGUACGCGACGCACGAGACGCAGACGGAUCUGACGCUCGACGCGCUCGCGAAGGCGCUCGACGCGCUGGCGUCGGGCGCGGCGCCGGCCGGCGCGGGCGCCGCCGGGGGCGCCGCGGGCGCGGUCGUCCCCGGCGCGCUCGGGGCGGGCGGCGGCGCGGGCGGCGGCGCGGACGCCGCGCCGCCGGGCUCCGCGUCGCCGACGUCGCGCGGCAAGCUCGGCGGCGCCGCGCGGCGGUCCCUCGCCAAGGCCAAGGUCCAGAAGGGCGCGGUCGGCGCCCUCGCGCGGCUCCGGGGCGGCAAGCCCGGCAACACGGCGCGCGUGGCCAUGAUGGGCUUCACGCAGCGGCAGCGGGAGCUCAUGGAGCUCGGCAUCAUCGGCGGCAAGAAGUGCGAGAAGGGCAUGCCUAUCCAGGGCGCCGUCGCCCUCAUCCCCCAGCUCCUCGAGGAGGCGCUGCGCGCCGACGUCACGGCGGCGAACGCCGAGGCCCAGGCCCUCGGGAAGAAGAACCUCGUCGCGAUGAUCAUCGCGGCGAUGGCCGUGACGCAGCUGCCGCUGCGGACGAUCGCGAUGAACUGCCUCAUCCGCCGCUUCGGCAUGCGGACGCUGGCCGUCAAGAAGCUGCGCGCCGUCGUCGCGACGUGCCACGAGGCGAAGACGCGGAGCCGCCACAAGCGGCUCGAGGUCUUCGCGGUCUUCCUCGGCAUCGUCGACGGCGCCGCGCGGGCGCGCGCGCCCGAGGCCGAGGACGCGCUCGAGGCCGCGGACCUGCGGAGCCUGGGCAUGCUCGUGCGGCGCUACUUCAAGCUGCUCUACCACGGCGUCAAGGGAUACGUCGUCGCGCCGGCGACGGCGCUCGCGCGGCUCCUCGUCGGCGCGAACCGCUUCGACGCGCGGCUCUUCGCCAAGGCCGCGGACGAGGUCAUCUUCCACUGGACCAAGGAGUGCGACCCCCGCGCCUACGACGAGCGGCGGCGCCAGCUCGAGGAGCUCGCCCGGGCCGACGACGCCGACGCGACGAAGCCGCCCUGGAUGGACUGCGACGAGGCCAUCCUCCUCUGCUCGGGCUUCGCGCGGCACGAGCGCGCGUUCGAGGACGCCUACGUGCGGGAGAAGAAGGCCGCGCGCGCGCUCCAGCGCGCCUGCCGCGCCCACGCGACGCGGCGGCGCCACCGCCAGGAGCAGACGGCCAAGUGGACCGCGCUCUGGAACGGCCGCGCGCGCGCGGCCGAGGGCGGCGCGGCCGCGCGCGCGGCCGUGGACCUCGACUGCUUCAAGGCCAUCAUCGCCGCCGCCGACGUCGGGCUGGAGCCCUUCGAGGUCGUCGAGUGCUUCAAGGACUACGGCGAGACCGCGGAGCACAUCGCGCGCGACACGGAGCAGGCGCGCGUCGACAAGAGCCUCCGGACGCAGAAGGCGCUCCUCAUCCAGUCCGUCAUCUUCCGCCACCGCGCGACCAAGGAGACCAAAGCGGGCAUGCGGUCGCCGGCGGAGCUCGUCGAGCUCGCCCACCGCGCGCAGAUCGCGAUGGCGCUCCACGCGUGGCAGGGCAUCUUCCAGGGCGGGACAAGAGAGCGAAAUUCCCGACUUCAAAGGCUCCUCUCUCGGCCGUGUUCCACUCGUUUCGGCUGA
Aureococcus anophagefferens is the source of this 3390-nucleotide messenger RNA. RefSeq lists its product as hypothetical. The record is from RefSeq and is a predicted model, not a curated record. NCBI's taxonomy places the organism in Eukaryota, Pelagophyceae, Pelagomonadales, Pelagomonadaceae. Bases 1 to 3390 code for a protein of 1129 amino acids. Gene Ontology annotation, molecular function: protein binding. The transcript is spliced from 2 exons.